AUGUAUUUUACACCACAGCUCAGGAACUGCUUCCAUGUAAUGAAGUUUGUUCUGAGGGGCCAAGUUUGCUUUGAAAAAUGUACCCUGCAGAGACUCUCUUACACCACAAGGGCAUUGGGAAACCAUGCUUUGAAAGAUGAUAUUUCUGCAUCAGAAAAAGAAAAAGAAAACUGUUUCAAUAUUAGUGGUAAAUUCCUGUUGAAGAGCCCUUACACUCCAUGGAGCCCUGAGCCCGCCAGCCACAAGUCACACUCCCACCAACAUGAGCCUGGCGGUGGCGGCCAGGGGUGGCGCCUGGCCUCCCUGCUGGCCCUCAGCCUCAUCAGCACCAAGACAGAGGCCGAGGAGGCGGAGAAGAGGGAGUCGGAGCUCAUCAUUAUGAUCAAGAGAGGAAUACUGGCACUCAAGGGCGGGGAGCUGAAUAAGGCCGAGCAGCUGCUGCACGUGGCCCUCAAGAUGGCGCAGGAGACCAAUAACGAGCAGGCGGUGACCUACAUCUUUGACCUGCUGGCCAACCUGGCAUAUCAGCGGGAGCAGUACCCCAAGGCCCAGCGGCUCUUCAAGGACGUGCUGCAGCGGCUCCUCUCAGGGGGCAUGGCGGAGGACGACAACGCUGUGGUGGAGAUCAGCCUCAAGCUGGCCAGCGUGUACGCCUCGGAGGGUGACUACGAGAAGGCCGUUCAGGGCUUCCAGUUUUGCAUUGCCACUCAGGAGGAGAAGAUCAGCAAGCACGGGGAGGCCAACCUGGAUGAAGACUCCCUCCUGCUGUGGGCCAUGAGCAUGGACUGGUACGCUCGCUUCCUCCUCAACCUGCACAAGUUUGAGCUGGCCAAGCAGCACUUCCUCAAGGCCUACGAGAUGAGCGUCCGCGUCAGUGGCCCGCUACACUCCCAGACGGCCGUGCUGCUUAACGACAUCGGCUCGGUCUGCUCCCUCCAGAAGAACUACACGGAGGCGGUGGACUACCUGGAGAAGGCCAUCGCCGCCGCCCGGGAGUCCGAGAGCCCCGAGAUUGGCUCCUUCUAUGUCAACCUGGGCACUGUGUUCCUCCAGCAGGGCCUGCACGGGGAGGCCAAGAGGUGCUGCCGCGAGGGCCUGGCACUGUCCAAGAAGCUGAAGAACAAGGACGGGGCUGAGGAGGCCGAGAUCUGCCUCACGGAAAUUGAGAAGGUGCUCAAGGGAGAGAAAAGCAACGAGGUGUAAUAUUACUGGCCUCAAAAGAAAACAGGAAAUGUAUUAUAUUGUUAUGCUAUGCAGCUGCUCCCUCCUUCAGCCUUGGAGAGAAAAAAUAAAUUUCCAGAAUGGUCCUCCCACUUGAUUCAGUGCAAACCAUUUUUUUGAUCAGGUCGUUAAAGUGAGUGCCUGUCCUUCGUUAGUGGUUUUCUUCGCCUCAGUCGUGUCUCUGUAGCAGACUCACCAGCUCUCACAGGAAGCCUUAGUGACAGUCUUGUGUCUCAGCCUCCUCAUCCCUGUGUGUGUUACCAGCUUCAGCAAACUCACUCAGCAAGGCACAAUACAUUCUUUCAUUGGUGCUAACUUAUCGUAAGCCCAGAAAGCCUCGUGACCAUUACGCAGUGGUAUUGCUUUAUGGCUGUUGAAUGUCCCAAGGGCAGUAGCAUCACAUAGUAUGCAGGUAUUUUGUUGUAAAAUGUAAUUAUAUUUUUGGUACCUUGGCAGUAUUGGUGUACUUAGUAGUGCAUCUUGCAGUUUGCAGCACAUGUGUAGCUCUCAGUUCUGCAGCCACGAGCAGGUAAAGUGCAGUGACCAGGGUAUGCACACAUCUGCAGUGUUUAGUGGAAUUGGUUCUAGAGGCGAGAGAUUAGAGAGAAUAACAAGAACACUGAGGGUGGCCACAUGGAAGGUGCUUUACUGUCUCCGGGUGUUGUGGGGGUGUGGGCCGGCCAAGCCCUGGCCUGUGAGGAGUUGGUGGGUUGCUUGGCCUUGCCACCGAGGCCUUCACAUACCUCAGUGCUCAGUCAUUACCUUGUGCCAUAAGAGAAGAAAGAUGCAAUAUGUUAUGUAUAUAUUUAUUUGUAUGAUUGCUUUUGAAAUUGCUUUAAUACAAUUUUUUGUGUAGUUUAGCCAUGUACAACCUUUGUGGUGCAGUGGCCAGCAUGCCCAGCUACAAAUUCAUGGGCCUGGGCAUGAUCCUGGCCAGGGCAUGCGGCACACAGCCCACCCAGUUGUUGCCCUUUGGGGCUGGUCAAUAGUGGCUACCUGGGACAACCUGGGGAAGGUGAACUGUGAUAACCUGGAGGUCAUACCUGCUCUGCGUCCCAGAGUAAUGGGUUCUCACCCACCACUGGUUCAAGGGCGGAGGUGACAGAGAUGAGCGCUGAUGCAGCUUGCAGCUAUAUCGUAUGGCCCCAACUUUGCCUUGGCCAUUUAGAAUCCCAAAGGUCUACCUUUAGUUCUUUUACUGUACCUGGCUAAAGAUUUUGAUCCUCAUCUUCAAUUUUUCCUGAGACAUGAUGUCUCCCUCACCUGCCAGUCCUUGGGCAGUCACAAAGGCUCCCCUCUGAGCUUUGCUGCAGCUGGAUGUGUUCUUGUUGUUCCUCAAGGGGCAACACCAGCUGGCUUGAUCAAAGAAUUAACCAGGGGCAGGUGGCCUCGUGGCUACAUGUCCUGUGCUCUGCUUUUGUUGUGAAUGUUGUGAGUCAGGGUUGUGCACACAGCGGCCUCGUGGCAGGAGAGGCGGCACUCUCUAGUCAGGCUACACGGCCCGAGUUGCCUGUUCUUUAUGCUUUUAAAUAUUUAAAGAAAACUCAUUGAUGUGAUUCCAUUAUUUUAAAUUGUUUUGUUAAAUAUUAUCUUUUGUGACAACUGAGUCUUGACAGUGCCUUUACCCUUCUGGUGUCAACACAGGUGGCAGCAGGGAACAGGAAGCUCCAUGUGGCAGUGUUUUAAGCGUCAUGGUGUGGGCGGGUGCAGGAAGAGCUUUGGAAUACUACGUUGAAUUUGGUUUAGUGUGAUGUUUUCAGGUAUGGAUUAAUUUUCUGUUCUAUUUAAGUUCCAUGUUUACUGAAGUAGGUUUACAUAUUCCUUGGCAAUACAGAAUUAUGAUUGUGCGUGAGUAUAAUGUAAUCAGUGCAUUUCCGCUCACAGUAAAUAGGCAACGGAAUAGGAAUGUGGUAUAGAAAAUGUUGUAAGAGUAUCUACAUAAUAGUCAUGCCAGCUGUGGUGCUUUGUGAGAGUCGCCGGAACAACCAAACAGUCAUCAACCAGCUUCCACGCGACAACUACGUCCAGCUGGUGAGAGGAACCGAUAUUAGCAGCUCAGUGAAGCGUUCAAGGCAGCAGCUUUAAUGUUUGUGUUCUUCUUAGUCGUGGUAAUAAACCUGUACUUAUUUGUGUAUAUAUAUGUUGGCGUGGUACUCAAACACCAUGUAAUCUAUUGCAUUAUACGAGCCUUUGGGCGGAGAAGGGGCGUAAGGGACAAGGUACAUGCGUUCUAGUUUGCCCUGGGAAGAAGAGAAGAUGGCGCCACUAUAAACACUUGCCUGCGCCAUGACGGGCUGGGGACAACUACCAUCCAGGCCCCUGAAAAAAGCCUACCGGCGCUAUAGAAGUAUAUAUAAAAAAAUAAAAAAAUAAAAAAUAACAUCCCGGGAAAACAAGAUACAAGUCGCAAGGGAAAAAUGACCCUCAGUACACCAAAUACAAGGUCACUUUAACCCUUGCAACUUAUUUCUUGCUCUUCCUAGGAUGUGUUGGCUGCCUUUCCCAGCGCACACUAGAAAAAAAUAUCUUCAUCCCCUCCGCCCCUUCUCAGGACAUCUCAUAUACGUGGCUGACAAGUUAAUAAUCAGCAUCAGUCUACCUGAGAGCUAUGGCAAGAGCUUCUAUUUGUACCAUGACUAUUUACCUGCAUAAUGAGGUGUAUGAUACAGGCGAGGAGGCAGCUCAGUACAGUUGUAAAUUCACGCAAACACAAAGUUGAUGAUGAUUUUGCCAGCCUACUACAAGUCCUGUGUGCGUUUACUGAUUCUAAGCUGACGGGGCUGCUCAUUGUGGGACGUGGCAUUUACUGUGUUGUGGGGGUGUGAUUUGUGGCGGCAGGCGUACAUGCAAAGAAUAAAACGCUUUUGGUA
Molecule: messenger RNA, 4091 nt
Organism: Eriocheir sinensis (Chinese mitten crab)
Lineage: Eukaryota; Metazoa; Arthropoda; Malacostraca; Decapoda; Varunidae
Gene: Ttc19
Product: tetratricopeptide repeat protein 19 homolog, mitochondrial-like
Exons: 3
Coding region: 1-1203 (400 amino acids)
Biological process (GO): mitochondrial respiratory chain complex III assembly
Cellular component (GO): mitochondrial inner membrane
Molecular function (GO): protein binding
Source: RefSeq, a predicted model, not a curated record